Danio aesculapii is the source of this 787-nucleotide messenger RNA. It is a transcript of the gene cxcl20, whose product is annotated as chemokine (C-X-C motif) ligand 20. Gene Ontology annotation, cellular component: extracellular region. Lineage: Eukaryota; Metazoa; Chordata; Actinopteri; Cypriniformes; Danionidae. Gene Ontology annotation, molecular function: CXCR chemokine receptor binding; chemokine activity. The transcript has 4 exons. Gene Ontology annotation, biological process: neutrophil chemotaxis; chemokine-mediated signaling pathway; cellular response to lipopolysaccharide. Bases 1 to 462 code for a protein of 153 amino acids. The record is from RefSeq and is a predicted model, not a curated record.
AUGAAAGUAAGUCUGUGCCUUAUAAACCAAAGGCUGUUAAAAAAGGGAAACAUUUCUCCGGAGCUGCCUGUGAGUGGAAUCAUGAAUCAGGUUGUUCUCAUACUGCUUUGUGUGCUGCUGUUUGGAAUGAGCCUUGCACAGUCAGUUGGGCAUGGAGGGGGGGUUUCUCAGCGCUGUCUGUGCAUAGGAAAACCUUAUGAAUCAGUCAACUCUAGAUCCAUUCAGGCAGUUGAUCUGUUCCCACCAAGUCCAUCCUGCUCAAACACAGAGAUUAUAUUGAUGGUCGUCAAAGGAAGAGGAAAAGGAAGAGGAAAGGGAAACGGAAAGAGGUCAAAGGUGUGCUUGGAUCCUAAUGGGAAACAAGGACAGAGGCUACUGAAGGGCAGAUGGAGCAAAAACCAAAACCAAAGAAACAGAGGAAAAAAGGAGAAGAAUAAGUUUGAUAAAAGAGAUGUCAUGUGAUUUUUCUCUCCUCCAUGUGAUGUCACAACAUAUGAUCUCAAAGACAUUAACACCUAGAUGUGUUUCCCUUUCUUUUUGUGUUUUGUGAUCUUUAAACAUUUGUCUGAUUCAACUGUUGUGAUAUGGUUUAUGUAUAUAUAAUUUGUCUGACCUAUUACCAACGAAUGUUUUAUGUCAGUAAUCUUAAUUAAGAACUAAAGCAGUGUCCACAAUUAUAAAUUUUUUUACCGUUUUUCAUCAGUUAGUUUUUAUAGAAACUAUUAUUCUAAUGCUUGAAAUGUGUGUAUGCUGUGCCCAUUAAAACAAUAAAUAUGUUUUUAAAAAU